UACUGCUUGACGAAGGAGAAAUGUUCUAGAACUCCGAAAGAGGGUUCUUGAGUUCUUGCUGCCGUAUGGUCAACACGCCUUUCGGAGUACCGAGUGCGUUUGGAACUUAGCAUCCGGAGAGAGGGUGGAGGAGUGAACAGCGUUUUUCGUGUGCGGCCAAUCACGUAUCCUUUGUCCUCGUUUGCGACCCCUCAUCACUCACACACACACAUCACACGAUUUUCGUGGCACGGCGUAUGUCAUGAAUUCGGACGAAUAUGAGCAGCUACCGACGACGAGCGUGACGGCCAUCAUGACUGCCGGUGCGAUUGCCGGUAUAAUGGAGCAUUGUGUCAUGUAUCCGCUCGACUCCGUCAAGACGCGCAUGCAAUCGCUCACACACAUGAGGGCACAUGACACGAUCAUGUCAACACUGCGUGACAUGGUGCGGACCGAGGGUCCGCUACGACCGUUCCGCGGUGUGAUGGCGGUCGUGGCCGGUGCGGGCCCGGCGCACGCACUUUACUUCGGAGCGUACGAAUGCUCGAAGGAGCUGAUCGCCACCGUGUCCGAUCGCGAUCACGUCAACUAUAUGCUUUCGGCGGCUGCAGCUACUCUCGUACACGAUGCUGUCUCAAAUCCGGCCGACGUGGUAAAGCAGCGGCUACAGAUGUACAAUUCACCGUACAGGUCAAUCUUGCACUGUGCCAGUCAGGUGUACCGGACGGAGGGCUUCCGUGCAUUCUAUCGCUCCUACUCGACGCAGCUCGUUAUGAACAUACCCUACUCGGCGAUCCAGUUCCCGACGUAUGAAUUCUUCCAGAAACUGCUCAACAAAGACAAUAACUACAACCCCCCGGUGCAUAUGGUCGCCGGCGGAGUGGCUGGAGCGGCCGCUUCCGCCCUUACCACACCGCUCGACGUGUGCAAGACGUUACUGAACACACAGGAGGAUGGUGCCGGGAAGACGCGCGGGUUGUUGGAAGCUGGGAAGAAAAUCUACGCCACGGCCGGACCGAUGGGUUUCUUCAAAGGGAUGCAGGCACGGGUGCUCUAUCAGAUGCCAGCCACCGCCAUUUGUUGGUCGACUUACGAAUUUUUCAAGUAUAUGCUUUCACGGACCAAGAAGCAACCGUCCGGUUGUGGCGUCGUGACACCAGCAGGAACCACCCGAGCGUUAGCAACGGAACCGCUACUUUCAGAGGAUGCGUCAAGCAAGGCGGCCACGAUCACCGAACUGCGGUACAUGAUGAUUCCGGCGGCUACGUCUGUGAGUGCAGAAGCGUCGCCUGGAGGCUGCAGUGGCAUUGGGAGUGCCAGUUUGCUGAUUCGCUCCGAGCGGGAAGGUAGCGGUAAUUUGUCGGCGGUCGACACUAAACCAGCAGCAGGAAGUGGUGUUAGCAGUGGUGGAUUGAUUCCGCGAGGUGGUCCAGAACUGCCGGCCCUAUCGGGAGCCGGCAUUUACGGUGCGAUGAGCUACAACACGAUGCACUCGAACGAUACGAAUCACCUUACCGAUGUACGGCGAACGAACUAAGUUGCGAAGUGGUGUGGACGUGGUAGUUGAGGGAGAUUGUGCAGGUCCAGGAUCGGGUCCGCUCGGAGCGUUCCACCGCGGAUGUCAUCGACAUUACUAAGUUUAUAAUAUUGUUGGUUUAGCGUGUUAGACAACAAUGCAAACAUUGAGCGACAGCGAGGCGCAGUUCAUCAGAGAGAAAUAGCUUUGGGGACGCGAUGCGCCAUAUGUAAAGACUUUGGUGGAAUUUCAAGCAAAGGUAUCUGUUCGUGGACAGUCAGUCAGUCGCAGCAUCUAUGCACCAUUUGCUGAGUACAGAGUUUUGUUAAGUUUAUACUUUCUCCCCGUCACCAGCCUCGCCGUCUAUGGCUGCACUGCACAGCGGAGAAAACAGUUGCAAAGAAACACGAGAGAGUACUAGUGAGAGGUGGUGGAAGUCGGUUCGAAAAACAACAUACAUGCUGAUUCAGAAUAUAGAAAGACUCCCAACAGGUAGCUGCUGUGUGGAACGCUGUGUAGAUGUGUUGCCCGCUGCCAUUUGUGGCGUGUGUUUCGCGCCAUGUGGUGCUUAGUGCCGAUGCCAAAUUAUUUGCGGCCAUUGAUAGUGUUUAGAGCGGUUCUGGGGAAUUUUCCCGUUCUCAGUGAUUCUCUCUAGUAAAACGGACCGAUGUCUAGAAGACAUGGUCUGUGGUCGUGCAUGGCACGUGAAUUGUAUGGAGCAACACUAAGCAAACGCAUCGAUGGCCCCAUCUGAUAGGGCAGUAGAAAUAGGAUUUCCAAAUUUGCGGCAAGCAUUGGCAAUGAGUGCGAGUGUCCUGCGUUACUGUUGCACGUCAUCGGACGCCUGUACAGAAUAUUUUAAACAGCAAUUUUGAAAAUUUUAUUUCAAGGCACAAACAUGAUUCCUAUGAAAUUGGGAUGAUGUCGAAAGGUUUCGGUUUCAAGUUAGCGUUUUUGUCUGCAUUUCGAAAAGCAGCGUGGCAAAUAAAUCUUGUCAAAAAUAUACUUCAUACUUAUUUGUUAUUGAUUUCCUGUUGCUCGUAUUUGCGGUCCGUCGUCAGGGCAACAUGAUCAGGGCUCGUAAACCAUAUUUUGUCAAGAACGUCCUUUGAUGAAUGCUUUGUUUUCGUCUGGCUAAGUCAAUUAUUCGACUAAGUAGAAAGCAGGCCGACCUCUGGGUUAUAUGAAUCAAUGCUUUGUGCUCGGCGAACACCACCGGUUAUGGUUAUGUUGUUCGUUGACACAUUUGGCUGGCGUCAAUUAACCACACAUAAGCCCACAGUUCAGCACACAAGCACGAUCAUGGCAUGCCUUGAAAAUGUAUGUAAAAGUCCAUCAAGCAUGAAUUGAAUGUUGAAAUUGAGAAAUUUAUUUAUCUUCCAUGCGCACGCUUUUUAUUUUCGGAAAGUUUGUUCAAGUAAAAAAAACAGGAAGUAGGAAGUUUGCCCAGCAUCACUCGAAAUAAAAAAAAAUCUACUGGCAAUAGCAGAACACACACAACCGUGCUCUCACAGCAAAUACAGUGCUAGAAACCGACAUGGACGAAAAAAAUAAAACCUAUUUCGACACCUGUAUAUGCGAUGAAACAGUUGAAUAACA
Messenger RNA from Anopheles cruzii, 3094 nucleotides. It is a transcript of the gene mfrn, whose product is annotated as mitoferrin. Gene Ontology annotation, cellular component: mitochondrial membrane. Gene Ontology annotation, biological process: iron import into the mitochondrion. The record is from RefSeq and is a predicted model, not a curated record. NCBI's taxonomy places the organism in Eukaryota, Metazoa, Arthropoda, Insecta, Diptera, Culicidae. The transcript has a single exon. The coding region runs from base 242 to 1516 and encodes 424 amino acids. Gene Ontology annotation, molecular function: ferrous iron transmembrane transporter activity.